Molecule: messenger RNA, 3944 nt
Organism: Pollicipes pollicipes
Lineage: Eukaryota; Metazoa; Arthropoda; Thecostraca; Pollicipedomorpha; Pollicipedidae
Product: serine proteinase stubble
Exons: 10
Coding region: 158-1525 (455 amino acids)
Biological process (GO): proteolysis
Molecular function (GO): serine-type endopeptidase activity
Source: RefSeq, a predicted model, not a curated record
ACCGGCCGGUCGCCGGGCGGCGCGGCCGCGCACUCAGUGGCCCGGCCGCCCGUGUUCAGUCGACGCUGUGCUCUGUGCCGCGCUGUCCGGAUCGACCACGCCGCUAGAUAUCCGGAUCUCGCACCGCGACAAACUGACGCUGCUGCUCGUGCCGACGAUGCGGUGGCGCUGGCGCUCCCCGGCCGCGCUGCUGCUGCUCGCCUGCUGGCUGGCUGUGGCCUCGCGGGCCGACCUCGGCAGCCUCAACAGCAGGCUGGAGAACCUGCUGAAGAAGCAGCGACAGAUCGAGGACGCCGUCAGCCGGGGCCGCACGGUCGGACGCGGCCUUAACUUUUUCGAUGUGGCGCGCACCAUAGCAGGGCCCAACUACACCCAGCUGAUGCUGGAGACGAUAGAGGACGUCAACACGCUGGACGAGCUGCAACUCAUGCGGCUCAUCAAGCUAAACCAGGUGCUGACGCCGCCACGUGACACGCUCAUCUACCAGCCCGAGCACGCGUGGAACUCUGCCGAGCCACACGACACCUACAGCCCGCAGCACCUGCGCGGCAUCUUCGACUUCCUCACGCCGGCGCCGCUCGUGAUCCCGCGCAAGUGCAGUUACAGGGGCAGCGAGUACGACUGCGCCGUCAGCGUCAGCUGCGUGUUCCAAGGCAGGCGCGCCAUGGACCUCUGCGACGGCGGCAUGGUCUGGAGCUGCUGCGUGCCGCGCGAAAUGGCCGACAAGGACUACGCGGCUGAGGCCACCGUCACCGGCGCCGAGUGUGGUCAGGUGUACAGCCCCACCAAUCGCAUUGUCGGUGGACACGACUCGUCGUUCGGCUCUCACCCUUGGCAGGCUGCCCUGAUCAAGGAGGGCUUCUUCUCCAAGCGUAUCGCGUGCGGCGGCGCGCUGGUCAACAAACGCUGGGUGGUGACGGCGGCCCACUGCGUCUACCGAGCGGAUCUGUCCAGCAUGAAGAUACGACUGGGAGAGUACAACGUCCGCGAGUAUUCAGAGCGCUACCCUCACGAAGACUUCACCCUGGAACGGAAAGUGAUCCACCCGAAGUACAACCCGUCCGACUUCGAGAACGACGUGUCGCUGGUGAAGCUGAGCAAGGACGUCGUGUUCAAGGAGCACAUCAUCCCAGUGUGCCUGCCAAACCUGGACGAGACGUUCGUCGGCGACACGGCCACCGCCAUCGGCUGGGGACGCACCGCACACGGGAUCGCGUCGACGCCGAACGUGCUGCAGGAGGUGGACGUGGUGGUGAUUGACAAAGAAACGUGUCAGGAGUGGUACCGCGGCGCCGGGCGACGCGAGACCAUCCACGAGGUGUUCCUCUGCGCCGGCUACAAGGACGGUGGCCGAGACAGCUGUCAGGGCGACAGCGGCGGCCCGCUGACGCUGUACAAGGGCGGCCGGAGAACACUGAUCGGCCUGGUCAGCUGGGGCAUCGGCUGCGCACGCGCCGGCCUGCCCGGCGUCUACACAAACAUAGCCAAGUUCAUGGGUUGGAUCAACCAGUACAUCAACACGUAGGCGGGUGUGCGCGCCGCGGGUCCCACCGCGACCGCCGGUGCCAUACCUCGAGUGUCGUGAGGCAGCCUGGCGCGGCCGGCCGCCGACGCGGGCGACAUCUAUACCCGCCGGCCGGAACUACGCCGCCGCCGCCGAGGCGACCGCCGCCCGAUUGCUCGCGCGGCCUUUGGCGGAGGUGCGCGCUGGAGCUCGCGCUGCCCCACUGCCCAGGCGGUGGCUUGCACCGGGCAGGGCUGCGCGGCCGCGGGCACGGACGGGCGAUGAGGCCAGCGCGCCGUGAAUGAUGCUCUUGGCGGGCGUAGUGUUCAGCGGCGGGCGAGCCUGUGGUGCCCGUGAUCUGGCGCGCGGUCCGAGCUGACGUCAGCAGCAGGCCAACAGUCGGUCCGGCCUCGGGCCACGCCACCGAGCUGCCGUUACUUUGUUACAAUGGUGAACGCGCCCGCGGCACCACCUCUCACUUGCCGACGAGGCUGGUUUAUUGUUAUCGAUGGCGACAUUUUGAACUACCUGACCCUUGCUCGGGAGGGGGGGGGGGGGGCAGGAAAGCCCUGUUUAUGCUUUUUGUCUUCGAUCGAUGGCAUGAAUCGGUGCCUUUUGUGUCCACUACGUAAGACGCAAAUCGGCCGGUUCUGCAAACUGCAUCUCGUAAGUCGGCUAGGAUGGAAUGAAUCAUUUCCUGUAGCUGUUUCGCUGUUGUUCUUCCCCGGGGUCAGGAUAAGGACAGAGCUGUGUAUUGGUUGUCGCCUGUGACAGUGCCCUGGCCGCCCGUUCUAGUCCGUGCUGUCAUGACCCGUCACCGCAGAGUUGUGCACUUGUCGAUGCCAGCGACAUCUGUCCACCGUGCUGCGUUAGACUGUGAACGGCUGACCCAUCAGAAGACCGACGCUACAUCGGGCAGUAUGCGCGAUGCUGCCGCACGUCUGAUACCCGAAGUCGAGAGCCAACGGCGCAAUAGUCACUGGCCGGGCUCACCUCCCACACACGGCGAGUUAGGUGCACUCGCUCUACAUUGUGACAGCCUGUGGCCCAGUUUUAUUUGGUGAUGUGUCGACAACAGUGAUAUGCAGCCGUUUCAGGGGCCAGCGGGUGCGGGUAGUCAGACAUUGGCAUCAUAUCCGUCCAAGGGUGCGUCCGACGGGCUGCACUGAGCCGCGGUGCGCUUCGCUCACCGGCACCUGGCGCAGGAGCCGCAGGACCGCGCGCGUUCGGCGCCGUCGCAGGCGCCGGUCACUCCCCGGGCAGCGGGGCACGGCCGACCCCAGCGGCCUCCAUGGAUCGUGGCACUGACGGUUCUGGAGGCCCGGAGCCGGGUCGAAUGUAGCCCCAGCGGUCUCCGUGGAUCGUGGCGCUGAUGGUCCUGGCGGCCCGGAGCCGGGCCCGAUGUAGCCCUAGCGGCCCCCGUGGAUCGCUGAGCUGGUGGUUCUGGCGGCCCGGAGCCGGGCCGGAUGUACGGACGGGUGUAAUCGGGUCGGUGACACGCUCCAGUAGGGACCCUCAGACCGCCCUUAGGACGUUCAGUUGCAGUGGAAAGGAAACGAGAACCCUGACCAGGUACGUUCAUGACCAUUUGAGGCCAGCUGCUAGCGAUGAGCUAAAUAUGGAUGGUGCUGUGUAGCAUAUGCUUUCCUUCACGGCGUUUCUGCCGUGUUUCUGAUAUUUCUGAUCUGUUAGCCCGCUUAAAAACCCGUCUCUACUUUCCUUAGCUGUUCUACUGACAUGGGUCACAGUCGUUUGGAGGUCCUCUCUUGGACCCCAUAUGCUGCUCCGCCUCAAGGUGCGGCGGUCCCCUGGCGUUCAGAGCUGGACGCCGCGCAUGCCAGCGGACCGGCUGGGGGCAGCUAGAGCAGGCGCGCGCGUGGCGUGGUGAUGCGCUUCAAGUUCUUCCCGCAAACUGCAAACGAUAAAGAGGUCGUGACUGACCUGAAUUCUUCGACCCCAAACCCCCAACGAUGUCUCAACUCUGCGACAAAUCCCCUGCCAAUGCACGUGGACAUCAGACAAAGCAAGCAUCGUGAAAGCUGAAGACAUACUCAUUAUUAUACCAGCGUGAGAAAAGAAAACUGCAGCUGCUCGCAUUGCCCCGACAGUGCCUUUGACUCUGAUGGCUGUCUGUACCGUGUUAUUUAUUUCAUGUUGUUCCAUAUGAAAUGACCCCAUUUUAGAGUGAUGCAUGUAAUGUGCCAGUGGCAGUGUAAGUGGCAGCCGGAAGGAAAUUAGGCUACAUAUGAUUCUGGCUACCGUUGUUACAUAUUCAAUAUUUUGCUAUUACCUCUGCAGCGUGACGUGUGUACCACACAAAGCUUUAGAGUCUGUUAUUCGAGAUUGUUAGUUGUUUGUUGCACAUUUAGUGAUAGACAUAAGUGCUGUUUUGUCUUUAGAAGUGCACAUUAAGCGGAAUAAUAUAUGAUGACAUAUUGCA